AUGGCCGAAGAUGAAGGAAAGAAACUCCAAGCAAGUUUGGAUAAACUUGCUGAUUGGGAAAAGAAUAUGAAUGAUGUUGAAAAAGAAGUUGAAAUUCAUCGAAUGAAGGAAACACAACCAAUGUAUGAAAAAAGACGUUCAAUUUUAAAAACAAUACCUAAAUUUUGGUAUAUUGUCCUUGCAGAAAAUGAUGAUUUUGCUGAUUAUAUAAGUCCCGAAGACUUGAAAUUCUUAGAAUAUAUCGAUGAUAUAUAUGUUCAUUAUCCAAUUGUUGAUGGUGAGGCCGAUAAUUUCAGAGAUUUCGAUAUAACAAUCAGUUUUGGUAAAAGUAAAUUGAUCCCACAACAAGAAAUAACUAAAAAAUUUAGAACUAUUGUGAAAGAAGAUGGCGAAGAAAGUAUAACAUCAGAACCAGUGGAUAUCCAAUGGCCAAAAGAAUUAUCCAAGAUUAAUCCAAUUACUAUUAAAGAAAAAUAUCAAGGUAAAGAUAAAAAAGAAAUGUCAGCUAAGGAUAAGAUGAACUAUAGAUUAGGUAUGAAAUCAUUCUUUUCAUGGUUUCGUUGGACUGGUAAAAAACCAGGUAAAGAAUUUAGAAAUGGUGACGAGGUUGCCAAUUUAUUAGUUGAUUUGUUUUUAAAUGGGGUUAAAUUUUAUAUCCUUGGAUUGAAUGAAAGUGAGGGUGAUGAUGAAGAGUUGGAUUCUUCGGAAGGUGAAGAAUUGGACAUCUCUGAUGAUGAUGACGAUGACAAUGAAGAACCAGCUGCUAAACGUGCUAAAACAGAAUAA
Molecule: messenger RNA, 786 nt
Organism: Candida tropicalis MYA-3404
Lineage: Eukaryota; Fungi; Ascomycota; Pichiomycetes; Serinales; Debaryomycetaceae
Exons: 1
Coding region: 1-786 (261 amino acids)
Biological process (GO): nucleosome assembly
Cellular component (GO): nucleus; chromatin
Molecular function (GO): chromatin binding; histone binding
Source: RefSeq, a predicted model, not a curated record